This is a messenger RNA of Salvia hispanica, 1972 nucleotides long. Its product is annotated as D-3-phosphoglycerate dehydrogenase 2, chloroplastic-like. Gene Ontology annotation, molecular function: phosphoglycerate dehydrogenase activity; NAD binding. NCBI's taxonomy places the organism in Eukaryota, Viridiplantae, Streptophyta, Magnoliopsida, Lamiales, Lamiaceae. Gene Ontology annotation, cellular component: chloroplast stroma. Gene Ontology annotation, biological process: L-serine biosynthetic process. The record is from RefSeq and is a predicted model, not a curated record.
AUGGCAGCAGCAACCUCUAUUUGGUGUGCCAGUUGUAAUCUCAGCAGCCAAACACACAAGAAACAAUCUUAUCCCAUCCUUCCCUCUCUCCACAAACUCUCUCUCUCCACCAACUUGAGACGCAUCUCCACCACUUUGAACUCUGCAGCAAAUUCAGAAUCCCCCUGGCCCUCCAUCUUAGUCUCCGACAAGCUCGGAGAAGCCGGCCUCCAUCUGCUCUGUCAGUUCGGCCACGUGGAAUGCCUCUACAAUCUGUCUUUGGAUGAAUUGUGCUUGAGGAUUGGUGAGUUUGAUGCGCUGGUUGUCCGGAGUGGGACCAAGGUCACGCGCCGCCUGUUUGAAGCUGCCAAAGGGAGGUUGAAGGUGGUGGGACGAGCUGGCGUGGGGAUCGACAAUGUGGAUAGGCAGGCUGCUACCGAGUUUGGGUGUUUGGUGGUGAAUGCCCCCACGGCCAACACAAUCGCGGCUGCUGAGCACGGGAUUGCUCUGCUGACCGCCAUGGCGAGGAAUGUGGCUCGGGCUGAUGCCUCCAUGAAAGCUGGAAAAUGGGAACGUAGCAAGAAUGUUGGUGUUACUGUGGUUGGGAAGACUCUGGCAGUGAUGGGAUUUGGUAGGGUUGGAAGUGAGGUUGCAAGGCGCGGUAAGGCGCUAGGAAUGCGUGUUAUUGCUCACGACCCUUACGCGCCUGCUGAUACAGUGCGCGCCAUUGGUGUGGAUUUGGUCUCUUUUGAUGAAGCUCUUUCCACUGCACAUUUUGUGUCCCUGCAUAUGCCUCUUACCCCUUCGACUCACAGACUAUUCGAUGAUCGAGCCUUUGCCAAGAUGACCAAGGGAGUGCGCUUCAUCAACGUUGCCCGUGGUGGCCUUGUGGAUGAGGAUGCUUUGCUCAGAGCCCUUGAUUCUGGAAUUGUUGCUCAGGCGGCCGUUGAUGUGUUCUCGGAGGAGCCUCCAUCGGGAGAUGCCAGUCGACUGGCGCAGCAUGAGAAUGUGUUAACCACACCUCACCUCGGAGCUAACACGAAGGAAGCACAGGAGCAAGUCGCCGUGGAGAUAGCAGAGGCUGUUGUUGGUGCAUUAAGAGGAGAGCUUUCUGCUACUGCACUCAAUGCUCCCAUCAUUUCUCCUCAGGUUAUGUCUGCGUUGGGUCCUUACGUUGCUCUAGCCGAGAAGCUGGGCAGAGUAGCAGUGCAGUUGGUUGCCGGAGGAACUGGAAUCCAAACAGUCAAGGUGCUCUAUGCUUCACCUCGAGAUCCAAAUGACUUGGACACUAGGAUACUACGAGCUAUGAUCACAAAGGGCAUCAUCGAGCCUAUCUCCGAUGCUCAUGUCAACCUCGUGAAUGCAGACUUCAUAGCCAAGCAGAAGCACCUCAGGAUUAGUGAGGAAAAGGUAGGUACAAGCUCUCGAGUGGACCAACCCGUGGAGUCGAUUCAGCUACAGAUAAGUGGUGCCGAGUCAAGACUUGAGAGCACGUUGUUGGACAACGGGAGGAUUAGCAUCCAAGGGAGUGUGAAGCAGGGGGUGCCUCAUUUGACGCGUGUGGGAGCCUUCAGCGUGAACGUGAGCUUGGAGGGGAACGUUAUACUGUGUCAUCAAGUAGACCAGCCGGGAAUGAUCGGACAAGUCGGAAACAUUCUUGGCGAGCGUAACGUAAACGUGAGCUACAUGAGUGUUGGAAGGAGUGGUAAGAGGGGGAAGGCCGUAAUGGCUAUUGGGGUGGAUGAAGAACCUGAUGAAGCUACCCUCAAAAAAAUAGGAGAGGUGCCUGCAAUUUAUGAGUGUGUCUACCUUCAUCUUUGAAGGGCUGCAUUUGUUUAUAUAUACAUGUCUCAAACUGACUGCUAAUCACAUUCACAAGCUCUCAAGUAAAUGUUCAAGAUUGAUAGUAAAUGCUCAAAAUCAUUUACAUGAAACCUGCUGCUAAAUAAUGUCAUGUACAAAACUGCGAUUCAUCGAGCUAUGUUUCGUUUCA